AUGCCCGCCCCAUCGAAAGCAACUCUCCUAUCCUCCUCAGACGCUGUCGCCCAUCUGGCAUCUUACCAAUGCUUAGAUGGUCUCUCCGUCAAGGAUCUGAUGGACUCUCGCGUCCAUGGUGGUCUCACUUAUAACGACUUUCUUAUGCUUCCCGGAAAGAUCGAUUUCCCUGCUUCUGAUGUGAUCACCGAUACCAGAAUCACUCGUAAUGUCGUUCUCAGAACCCCAUUCAUGAGUAGUCCUAUGGAUACCGUUACCGAGGCCGACAUGGCCAUUAGUCUCGCGUUGCUUGGUGGUAUUGGUGUCAUUCAUCACAACCAGUCUCCCGAAUCUCAAGCGGGUAUGGUCCGAGCCGUCAAAAGGCACGAGAACGGUUUCAUCGCGGAUCCCGUCGUCUUUUCUCCAACUCGUACGGUUGCAGAUGUCCUUGACAUCAAGGCACGUCUUGGUUUCUGUGGUAUUCCUAUAACAGUUGUUACCUCACGCGACGUGCAAUUUGAGUCGCCUGAGACACUCCUCAGCGAGAUCAUGACUACGUCUCUUGUCACCGCUCCUCAGGGUGUCACGCUCGCAGAGGCCAAUCAGAUCCUCCGUUCUUCCAAAAAGGGCAAACUCCCAAUUGUCGAUGACCACGGUUGUCUCACAUCUCUCCUCGCCCGCUCUGAUCUCCUCAAAAACCAAAACUACCCACUUGCUAGCAAGGACCCCAACAGCAAGCAGCUAUAUGCCGCAGCUGCAGUUGGCACGCGACCCAGUGACAAAGAGCGCCUCAAGCUUCUUGUCGAAGCUGGUCUCGAUAUUGUCAUCGAUAUGAUCCAAUGGAUCAAGCAGACAUUCCCCAAGCUUGAGGUCAUCGCAGGCAAUGUCGUCACGCGUGAGCAAGCUGCCAAUCUCAUUGCUGCCGGGGCAGACGCUCUCCGCGUCGGCAUGGGUAGUGGCUCCAUCUGUAUCACGCAGGAGAUCAUGGCUGUUGGUCGUCCACAGGCCACAGCUGUGUUUGCUGUUGCCGAGUUUGCAUCCAAGUUUGGUAUUCCGGUGAUCGCAGAUGGUGGUAUCAGCAAUGUCGGGCACAUUGUCAAGGCACUUUCUCUUGGUGCAAGUGCGGUGAUGAUGGGAGGGCUUCUUGCAGGCACCACAGAAGCCCCGGGAGAGUACUUCUACCACGAUGGGAAGCGUGUGAAGUCCUACCGAGGCAUGGGUAGUCUUGAAGCUAUGGAGCAGGGUAGACCUGGCGCGUCUGGUCAGGUCAAUGGCAAGCCCGGUUCCACGAAGCAUGCUCCGCACCUUUCGAGCAAGCCACAUGAGAACGCCGCCAUGUCGCGCUAUUUCUCCGAGGCCUCCGCUGUCAAAGUCGCUCAAGGUGUGUCGGGUGACGUCCAAGACAAGGGCAGCGUCAAGGCAUUCAUUCCAUACCUACACGUCGGUGUUCAGCACAGUCUACAGGACAUUGGCGUGCGCAGUGUUUCAGAGCUGCAGGCAGGCGUGAAGGAUGGUUGUGUAAGAUUCGAGGUAAGGACGCCGAGUGCUCAGGUGGAGGGGGGUGUUCAUGGGUUGCAUUCGUAUACCAAGAGAUUGUAUGCCUGA
Suillus bovinus is the source of this 1584-nucleotide messenger RNA. Its product is annotated as IMP dehydrogenase/GMP reductase. Bases 1 to 1584 code for a protein of 527 amino acids. Lineage: Eukaryota; Fungi; Basidiomycota; Agaricomycetes; Boletales; Suillaceae. The transcript is spliced from 4 exons. Gene Ontology annotation, molecular function: IMP dehydrogenase activity. Gene Ontology annotation, biological process: GTP biosynthetic process. The record is from RefSeq and is a predicted model, not a curated record. Gene Ontology annotation, cellular component: cytoplasm.